CGGAGAUGUGACGUCAGAUGUCAACACCACGCAAACGUCUCCGCCGCCGCCAAUCAGCGCCGACUCGAGCAGACUCUUGUAAAGAUGGCGACGGGGAGACACAGAGGAGUGAAAGCUGGACGCUUUGCCGCUGUUAAACUCCGCUGCUCCGGACACCGUGAGAACUGACACGGUGGCGGGAGCGACGGCUAAUCGACCCAUUUGUCCGCCGUAGUACGCCGUUCGGUGCUGUGUGCUGUUCCCGAGGGUCUGGCUGCUUUUGUUUUCGGUCAGUCGUUGCAUUGGAGACACAGCUCCAUUAGCUUCAAGUUGGGAAGCCAAUGCUAGCCCACGGCUAGCUGUGUUUAGCCCCAUCGGCUGCUGGGGUCUCUCUGCACGGCAAACCGUGGGGAUUGAUUUGGCUGAGUGGUGUGAACUGCGUGUACUUAAAGUUUGAAUUUCCACGGAAACAGCACCCAUGACUCAGUCGGAUUAAAACUACUUCAGGAGGAAUACGAGGGCACCGACGACCUGGCAUUGCGACACUGUUUGGAGUGAGUUUGCCGUCAUGUAUUUUCUAACCGGCUGGCCCCGGAGGCUGCUUUGUCCGCUGAGGAGUGAAGAGGAGCCCUUUCACAUCCAGCCAAGCUCCCAGAGGUUUUACUUCGCCGUGCUGUCAGAGACGCAGCUCAGCAUCUGGUUUAGUCGGCCCAGUGUUUUGAUAGUCAGCUAUAUCGAGUCUGCGAAGGCAGCGGCCCAGUUCGGCUUCUACCAGAAGGCAGAAUGGAAACCAGACGACUCCAUGAUAGCUGUAGCAACUGCCAAAGGCUACAUCCUCUUGUUUGAUGUGCUGGGUGGAGGAGAUGACAAGUACCUUUAUGAGCCUGUCUAUCCAAGAGGAAGUACUCGUGUGAAAGUGACCCCGGGUUAUAAGGAGGAGCAAUGUGCCCCCGCUCUGUCUUUAGAGAUGAAGAAGCCUGUGGAUCUGGAGGCCCCCAUCACCAGUCUGCAGUCCCUCCAGGAGGACUUAUUGGUAUGUACCGCAGACGGCUACCUCCAUGUACUGCACUGGGACGGGCUAGGCAGCAACGGACGCAAGGCCAUCUGCCUCACUACCAUCCCCUUCUCGCUAGACCUGCAGUCUGCUCGAGGUGGUCCCUCCCUGGACUUGGAGGGAGUGUAUAUCCGUUGCAUGGAGUAUUGCCUGACCCUGGAUGGCUUUGCUGUGGUACUGAGUGACGGACGGCUGGGCUUCAUCACACCACUCAGCAACACCAUCACUGCAGAUCAGCUGCAGGGCGUCUGGGCAGCAGAUGUGACUGAUGGCACCUGCGUGGCUGUCAACAACAAGUACAGACUGAUGGCGUUUGGCUGUGCCAGCGGCUCAGUACUGGUGUACAUGAUAGACACCACGACAGGAUCCAUGCAGCUCUCACACAAGCUGGAGCUCACCCCAAAACACUACCCAGACACCUAUAACAAGACGGGCCCAGUCAAGCUGAUCUGCUGGUCACCUGACUACAGCGUUGCCAUGGUUACGUGGGAGCGUGGCGGCCUAUCGCUGUGGAGUGUAUUUGGAGCUCACCUCAUCUGCACUCUGGGAGAGGAUUUUGCGUAUCGUUCUGAUGGUACCAAGAAGGACCCCAUUAAAAUCAGCUCUAUGAGUUGGGGAGCAGAGGGGUACCACCUGUGGGUGCUCCCUAACAAACAGGAGAGGAGAAGGCAGGAGGAGCAACAGCAACAGCAGCAUCAGCAGCAGCAGGAGGAGGGGGUGGUAGAGGAGGAGGAGGAGGAGAUGGUCACACCUCCUCCCUCCUCCCUGCAGGCCGGCAUACUGCAGUUCCACUUCAUCAAGAGUGCCCUCACAGUCAACCCCUGCACGAGUAACCAGGAGCAGGUGUUGCUCCACGGCGAAGACCGCCUCUACCUGACCUGCGGUGACCCCACGCAGGUCAACAACACCUCUGACACACACCCGCACACACACUUACACCCACAUGACGGCAGCCCGCUGCACCAUUCCCCCAACCCCGACUCCUCUCUCUCUCAGGGACUCAGCACUUUACUGGGACACAAGCACUGGCACGUGGUCCAGAUUCACAGCACAUACCUAGAGAGCAACUGGCCUAUACGGUUUGCAGCCAUAGACACGGCAGGCCAGUGCAUGGCUGUAGCAGGGAGGCGAGGCUUUGCACACUACUCCUUAUUCACAAGGAAAUGGAAGCUGUUUGGAAAUAUCACUCAGGAGCAGAACAUGACGGUGACCGGAGGUCUGGCUUGGUGGAACGACUUUGUGGUGGUGGCCUGUUAUAAUUUUAUAGACCAGCAAGAGCAGUUGAGACUCUAUCAACGCUCGACCAACCUGGACAAUGCCUUUGCGUCUGUCACCAAGCUGCACUCAGACACUCUGCUGCUCAACGUCUUCAGAGACAUGGUCAUCCUGUUCAGAGCCGACUGCUCCAUCUGCCUCUAUAGCAUAGAAAGGAGGAACGACAGUCCACACCCGACAGCCAGCGUGGAGUUAUUGCAGGAGGUGUCAAUGUCCCGCUACAUCCCUCACCCUGCCCUUGUGGUUUCUGUCACGCUCACCUCUGUGCGCACAGAGACCGGCAUCACAUUGAAAGCCCCGCAGCAGGCCUGCAUGGCAGAGAGCAUCAUGUUGAAUCUGGCUGGCCAGCUGAUCAUGCUGCAGAGGGACCGCUCAGGCCCGCAGGUACGAGAGAAGGAGACGCCGGCCAACAGCAAGAAGCUGCUACCAUUUUGUCCUCCGGUGGUGCUGGCCCAGUGUGUGGAGAACGUGUGGACCACCUGUCGCUCCAAUAAGAAGAAGCGACACCUGCUGGAGGCCCUGUGGUUGUCCUGCGGUGAGGCAGGCAUGAAAGUCUGGCUGCCACUGUUCCCCCGAGACCACCGCAAGCCCCAUUCCUUCCUCUCCAGACGCAUCAUGCUGCCCUUCCACAUCAACAUCUACCCUCUGGCUGUGCUGUUUGAGGACGCCCUUGUAUUGGGGGCAACCAAUGAGACUGUGCUCUAUGAUGGGCUGCAGGGAUCCUCUGAGCCGCUGGAGGCGCUGUUUCCCUACUGCACCGUAGAGAGGACCUCCCAGAUCUACCUCCACCACAUCCUGAGGCAGCUACUGGUUCGCAACCUGGGUGAACAGGCUCUGAUGCUGGCUCAGUCAUGUGCCUCCCUCCCCUACUUCCCCCACGUCAUGGAGCUGAUGGUGCACGUCGUGCUGGAAGAAGAGGCGACAUCGCGGGAACCCAUCCCCGACCCUCUGCUUCCCACCGUGGCCAAGUUUAUCACCGAGUUCCCCCUCUUCCUCCAGACCAUCGUCCACUGUGCCAGGAAGACGGAGUACGCCCUGUGGAACUACCUGUUCGCCGCCGUGGGAAACCCCAAAGAUCUGUUCGAGGAGUGUCUCAUGGCUCAAGACCUGGACACAGCAGCCUCCUAUCUGAUUAUACUGCAGAACAUGGAGGUUCCAGCAGUGAGCAGACAGCACGCCACUCUACUCUUCAACACGGCGCUUGAGCAGGGCAAGUGGGACCUCUGCCGGCACAUGAUCCGAUUCCUCAAAGCCAUCGGCUCUGGAGAGAUGGAGACUCCGCCCCCAACGCCCACCACUCAGGAACCAAGCUCGACCGGGGGGUUUGAGUUCUUCAGAAAUCGAAGCAUCAGUUUGUCGCAGUCUGCAGACUCCAUCGCCACGGGCAAGUUCAACCUGCAGAAGACCUUCAGUAUGCCCUCCGGACCCUCUGUUAAAGGUCGGGACGUGGAGUGUGCAGAGAACAUGUACAUCGAUAUGAUGCUCUGGCGUCACGCCCGCCACCUCCUGGAGCAGGUGCGCCUCCGCGACCUGGGAUGCUUCUCCGCACAGCUGGGCUUCGAACUCAUCGGCUGGUUGUGCCGCGAACGAAACCGCGUGGCCCGCAUCGAAGACUUUGUCUCGGCUUUGAAGAGGCUGCAUAAGGAUUUCCUGUGGCCCUUCCCUGUUAUUCCCGUGGGAAGCCUUAGCUCACCCCUGAAGAACGGACGCUGUCGCACAGUGCUGAGCACACGCCUGCUGAAGUCCCAGUCAGCUGACAGCCUGUUGAACAGUGACAUGGACACAGCGCCCCCUCAGGCGGCUCCCACCAAUCACACCUGGCUGGACGGGCUCGGACAAAGAGCCAAAGACAUAGACACGGCCUCGUCUGCUCACUCCAACCAACACUCACCACAGACACACGAUGCAUUCCUGUCCCUGCUCACCAACAAAGUGGAAGAGUACAGCGUCGGCUCGGCCACAGACUUGACAGAGACCAGCUCGGUGGUGGACGGCGAUUGGACGAUGGUUGACGAGAACUCCUCCACUCUGAGCCUGAGCCAGGCCGAGUUAGAGCACAUCUCCAUGGAGCUGGCCAACAAAGGCCCGCACAAGUCACAGGUGCAGCUCAGGUAUCUCCUUCAUGUGUUCACGGAGGCGGGCUGUCUGGAGUGGUGUGUAGUGAUUGGUUUGAUCCUGCGGGACGCCAACGUCAUAAAGCAGGUGAUCGGCUUCCUGGACAGCCCAGAGGUUCCUCAAGAAACUGUGCAGAGUGUCCGAAGCGGCUUGUUGGCUGUCGACACAUGGGCCUCCACUGACUGCCUUGGGUACAAACCAUUUCUCAACCUGAUCCAGCCGCAGCUGCAGCUGCUGAUGGAUUCGGCAAUAGGCGAGCAGGUGCAGCCCGAGGCCUUUCAGCCCAUCAGCCAGAGCUCCAAGCUCGGCGGCUCCGAGGGGCUGGGAGGCGCCGCGGUGCCGCGGGCGGAGGACAGUAGAGGAGUAGCGGCUCCGCUGGGCCUCGCCCUACCCUCUCUGGAACCCACAGGAGGUUUCUCCCGUCCCCCCUCUGAGGACUGUCCUCCCGAACAGACAGAGGAGCAGGGGGACGAGGAGGGAGCCUACGACUGCACCUUGUCCUGAAACCAGGAGCCUCCUCUGGAUUCUAACCUGUGAACUUUGGACUCUGGUGGGAGAGAGAGGAGGAAGCAGUAGUAGCAGCAGUGGCUUGAAAAACUUUGUGUGUGUGCGUGUUUGUGAGUGUGUGUGGGUGAGUGUGUGUGAGGGUGUGUGUGUGUGUGUGUGCACAGAAAGUACCUCUCCUGCAGGUUCUUACUUCAGUCAGUAUUAUCCACUCUGAGAUUUGCCCUUUUGUGUCGACUAGAAACCCCUGUGGAUACCGACAGAGCGACAGAGUGUGCCCGACUGGCACAAAGACAUCACAGCACAACCAGAGCCAGGGUUCAGUCUGACGGUAAACAGCCUCACCUGUGUCAGUCAGUACGUUUCUACAUCAGGUUGUGGUAUUUGGAAGCUGUAGACCAGCACAGGAAAGCACCAGGCUUUUUGUUUUAAUUCCAAGACAGAUGUUUUGUGUGUGUAGCUUUUCUUUGUGCAACUGGAGACUUUCUUCUUCCUUUUUUUUUUUUUUCCCCCUCACUGUCCAGACAAAAAGCUCCAUUGUUUCCUUUUUGGUUUAACGCAGUGCAAGUAUCAGUUCAAAGGCAAAAAAAAAAAACACCUGCGGGCAGCAUCACGCUACGUCGCUUAAAAGCAAAAAUGUAGAACAAAGCUCUCGAUGCGCACACGAGUGUGCGUCCGAGCCGACGAGUAAGUAAAUGUGCAGGUCUGUUUGUGUGCACAAGAGGUGUUUCAUACUUUCAUACCUCAUAUGAUUUUAAAAUAUUUUGUGAUACCUUUUUUUCAAUAAUGUAACAGUGUACAAGAUAACAUUAUUUUUCUAUCACCUCGUCCCUCCUGAGUGUCCCUCGCUCAUAGUAUGAAUUCUGUGUAAUUCUUGAGAAGUUACAACUUUAAAGAUUUCUAAGAAAGUGAUCUCUCUGAGAAGAAUCCACUGUUGCGAGUGCAGACUAGUUUCUUACCACUGAUCAGUACCUCUGCUCAUGUAUUGUUCACCCCCCUCCCUCUCAGUCCCAGUCCCAGGCCCAAAAGUGUCCGAGGGGAGCCAGAAUCAGCCGUGCGCUCUCCUCACAUGAAGAUUUCAGACAUCAGUGAGCAGAUUUAAGGCUGCAGUGCGAGCCAAGCGAAGGGUUUCGGGCAAAACAAGAGGCUGUAAAAACCAAAUCAUGUGAUGCUUUAUUCAGCUUUUUAAAGUCUCCACUUUGAGAGAUUCAAAAUGUGUUUCCCCCACCACCACCAUCAUCAUCAUCAUCAGUAGCCAGGCAGAUCCAUAAUAAUGUGUCAUUAAAGCCAUCCUGCUCUGUAGAUUUUCGUACCUAUCCCCUUGUUGAACGAGCAUUAAUCCACUCCCUCGUCCAGUAGUGUUAACCGUGACGCGUCAGUAUCGUUUUUAAAUAGUGAGGAUGAGAUUUCAUCGGCGGCUGCUUCUCCUGCUGUUGUUGUUGUGUAACGUGACCCUCGUCACCUGAAAAAGGACUUGUAUAUUUCGUCCGGCUCAACAUAUCACAUCCCCUGAACAGCUUGAGACAAUGAUGACGGAUUUCACCCACGUGCGUUUUUGUGUGCUCCUGCGUGGAUUUCUGAGCGCGUGUACCGCAUUGUAUUGACAUGUUUUGGUGACUUCCAUCACAUGCAAUUUGUUUUUAAUUGUAUUAGUCCUCAUUAUCACUAUUAUUUAUUGACAUUAUAGCUGAGUGGUGAUUAAUGAAUUGAUGCUCGGUUUGUUUUUAUGACUGACAACAAACCCCCCCCCUUCCCCACAAGUAGUUAAUCAAAGUCGUGUAUUGGCUCUCAAACCACAAGCACUAAAAAAAAGUUCAUCACAGAUAUGUCAGUAUUAUAUUGUGCAAUGUAUUGAAAUGUUACUCAGCUUUAUCUUUUAUGUUCUCUAGCUGCUUUAUUUUUUUUUUUACACCCCCCCCUAGCUGUUUGCUUUUACUUUUCUAGACCAAAUCAUAUUUUAUAGAUUAAUUCUCGCUCUCGUCGGCGUGUACAAGAUGAGUUAGGUGUGGUUAUCUGUUGUAAGAUUCUUUCAACGGUUUCUGUUUUUAUGAAUUGCCUGUCACGAAAAAAAAGGGCAAAAAUGACACUCUACGUCACUCUCCACACAAACCCUGUUGCACCCUCCGCUCUGAACAAGCCUACAGCUACACUACGCUGCUGCGCUGUAAGCUUUACUUGACUUGAAAACGGUAACGUGAUGAACCAAAGACUUUACGUCCAGAGGCCUUCUGUUUUAAACCGGUUGUUUCGAUUUGAGCACUUGACUCAUUAUUAUGCAGAGAGGGAAGAAAACAACAACACACACACACAAACACACACACAGUCCCCAUCCCUCUCAUCAGAAAUAUAACCGUUGAUGCUUCAAACUAAUGCUGACGGGCAUACGAGACAAUUUCCUACGGAAAUGAAUAUUGCAGAUCUUUUCUGGUUUCCCUUCUCUGCGGGCGAGGAGUGGUCGGUCAGGUGUGUCAGCACUCCCUCCCUCCUGUGUACAGUUGUAAAAGUAUUGCCUGUUGUCCUGACUCAGAGUAAAAAGUUUUAUUUCUGGGGACGGGAGCAGCAAAACAUCCUCAAUGCAGUGUAAAGAUACUCUCUUGUACAUUUGCCUUUUCUACUCAUGUUUGGUUUUCUACUUCAUUUUUUCCUUGUACAUAAAGACCAAUAAAUUAUUUUUAAAAAUG
Molecule: messenger RNA, 7608 nt
Organism: Larimichthys crocea (large yellow croaker)
Lineage: Eukaryota; Metazoa; Chordata; Actinopteri; Sciaenidae
Gene: ric1
Product: RIC1 homolog, RAB6A GEF complex partner 1
Exons: 27
Coding region: 548-4927 (1459 amino acids)
Biological process (GO): intracellular protein transport; retrograde transport, endosome to Golgi
Cellular component (GO): cytosol; Golgi membrane; Ric1-Rgp1 guanyl-nucleotide exchange factor complex
Molecular function (GO): protein binding
Source: RefSeq, a predicted model, not a curated record